CCACCAUGUUCAGCCACCAGCAGCAGCUACAGCAGCAGCAACUGCAGCAGCAGCAACUGAUGCAGCUCCAGCAGCUGCUCCAGCAGUCCCCGCCGCAGGCCCCGCUGCCCAUGGCUGUGAGCCGCAGCCUCCCCCAGCAGCAGCCUCAGCAGCAGCUCCUGAACCUCCAGGCCACGUCCCUCCUCAAUGGCUCCAUGCUGCAGAGAGCUUUGCUUUUGCAGCAGUUGCAAGGACUGGACCAGUUUGCAAUGCCACCAGCCACGUAUGACAGUGCCGGCCUCAGCAUGCCCACAGCAACACUGGGCAGCCUCCGCAGCUACAACAUGGCAACCCCAAGCCUGACAGCUCCCAGCAUUACACCGCCCCAGCUGGGGCCUCCCAGUCUGCAGCAGUUCUUUCCCCAGGCCACUCGCCAGUCUCUGCUGGGCCCCCCUCCUGUUGGGGUCCCCAUGAACCCCUCGCAGCUCAACCUUUCAGGGAGAAACCCCCAGAAACAGACCCGGACUCACUCCUCUACCACCCCCAAUCGCAAGGAUUCUUCUUCUCAGACGAUGCCGGUGGAAGAUGGGGCAGACCCCCAAGAGGGGUCUGAAGAAGCCGAAGAGCCCAGAAUGGACACACCCGAAGACGGAGAUUUGGCCCCCUGCCCAGAUGGCAUCUUGAGUGAGAAACGCACUCCCACACCUGAGCCUGAACCGUGUGAGGUGACUGAGCCACUGGCCAAGAGGUCGAGAAGCUCAGAGCUGCCCACAGAGAAGGGACCUCCAGGGCCGUCACAGGUGAAGGUGCCGCCUCCGGCCCGGAUGACAGUGCCCAAGCAGACCCAGACACCAGAACGGCUGCCGGAGCUACCGGGAGCCCGGGUGCUGCCUCGGUUCCAGCCACGGGUCCUGCAGAUCCAGGCUCAGGUGCAGCCCCAGACUCUCCCACAGAUGCCACCUGUGGACACCCAGGUGCCACUGAAGCUGCAGAAGCAGGCACAAACACAGACCUCCCCAGAGCACUUAGUGCCACCGCAGAAGGAGACAGAGCUGCAGAAGCAGGUGCCUGGCCAGGGCCAGCCAAGGGGCCAGACGUGGGAGCAGCCCUCAGAGCAGCCUUCCGCCCAGGUGGCCGUGCAGUCAGCGGAGCAGACCCGGGGCCAGCCUGAGCCCCAGCCACAAGGGUUAGUGCCCACCCCAGAGCGAGCACCAGUUCCUACGGAUGCCACGGUGCUGGGGACGCCGCCCAACGUCACAGCAGAGGCUGGGGGAGGCAUGGAGGAAGCCUUGCCAGAGCCGGUGGGGGCCCAGGUCAGGGUAGCAGCGAGCCAGGAGUCACCGGCCAGUGGUCUGCACCCGGGAGAAUGUGAAAAAAGAGCACGAGAGAUGCUUGGGAUGUGGGGUGCCGGGGGCUCCCUGAAGGUCACCAUCCUGCAGAGCAGCGACAGCCGGGCCUUUAACACCACACCCCUCACACCGGUGCCUCGUCCCAGCGACUCUUCCCCUGCCACCCCGGCAGCCGCCAGCACGCCUUCUAAGCAGGGCCUUCAUUUUUUCUGCUAUGUCUGCAAGACCAGCUGCAGCAGCCAGCAGGAGUUCCAGGACCACAUGUCGGAGGCCCAGCACCUGCAGCGGCUUGUGGAGCUCCAGCACACGAACCACGCGUGCCUCCUGUCCCUGCUUCCCAUGCCCAGGGACGCCCUGGAGAGAGACGAGGAAGAGCCACCACUGAGGCGCUGGUGCAACACCUGCCAGGUACACUAUGUGGGGGACCUGAUCCAACACCGAAGGACACAGGACCACAAGGUCGCCAAACAGUCCUUGCGGCCCUUCUGCACUAUUUGCAGUCGCUACUUCAAGACCCCCCGCAAGUUUGUGGAGCAUGUGAAGUCCCAGGGCCACAAGGACAAAGCCAAGGAGCUGAAGACGCUUGAGAAGGAGAUGGCCGGCCAGGACGAGGACCACUUCAUCACAGUGGAUGCUGUGGGCUGCUUUGAGGAUGAUGAAGAGGAGGAGGAGGAGGAG
Chinchilla lanigera (long-tailed chinchilla) is the source of this 2006-nucleotide messenger RNA. It is a transcript of the gene Ciz1, whose product is annotated as CDKN1A interacting zinc finger protein 1. Gene Ontology annotation, molecular function: zinc ion binding; ATP binding; DNA binding. Gene Ontology annotation, cellular component: nucleus. The record is from RefSeq and is a predicted model, not a curated record. Lineage: Eukaryota; Metazoa; Chordata; Mammalia; Rodentia; Chinchillidae. Gene Ontology annotation, biological process: positive regulation of transcription by RNA polymerase II.